AUGCAACUUCAAAAUCUCUUGACGACGCGUUUUGCGGAGCUCGACGAGGAAUUCAAAAAUGCGUUCGAUGAGCUUCAGAGGCGUGUUCGCAAUGUGCAAGACACGAUUCAGGGAGAAGUUGCUGAGUACCUUCGCGAUCGUGAUAGCUUGUUGCCCGAUGAGACCGAUGUGGAUCCAGAGCCUGGUGGAGACCUGCUCGAGAACUGGAUCUUGAGGGAAGACGCUCUCAGUGCCCCUCACGAGGAAUCCAAAGAUCAGCUCCCGAUCGGUGCCCUGGUCCUGCGGCAGUCGGCAUUGGCACUGCAGAGUGCUUCCGGGCUGUCGCACCUCCGAUUGAACUCCCACAUGAUGGAGCUUUCCAACAAGACGAACGGAGUCGUCGAAGCUUUGGGCAAAGAUAGGAUCAAAAGCAAUUUGACACAGCGAAACCAGAAAACGACCCGGCGGUUCAGUGGGAUGAUGUAUGCCACCGAGCUGACGAACAGGUGUAAGUUGCCCGUGGUCAAGCCAAGCGACAGAAUCCGAGUUGCCUGGGACAUUGUGAGCAUUUCCUUGAUCGUGAUGGACUCUUUCUUGUUGCCGGCAGCCAUUGCAUGGGAGCUGGAAGAACAGAAGAAUCUCUCUUUUGGCAAACUGAUCGUGCAGAUCUUUAGUGCAAUCGCGAUGGUGUUCUGGCCGUUGGACAUCGUUCUGAAUUUCAACACUGCUUUUUAUUCGGGCUCUGUGCUUGAGACUCGUCGUUCCGCUAUAGCCAGACGCUACUUGCGCUCCUGGCUUCCCUUCGACUUCACUGUGGUCAUGCUUGACUUUGCCUUGGCUCUCUCGACCGCCUCGGAGGAAAUGGGUGGCGUCCUGCAGCCUUUCCGAUCGGCCCGUUUCCUGCGGGUCUUCCGAUCACUCCGCAUCCUGCGCCUUCUCAAAGCCGGCAAAAUCAACGUGGUACUGGAGAACAUG
Messenger RNA from Symbiodinium necroappetens, 954 nucleotides. The record is from the annotation of a GenBank genome assembly. NCBI's taxonomy places the organism in Eukaryota, Dinophyceae, Suessiales, Symbiodiniaceae.